AUGUUCAAGUACUUCCCCAGGCUCCCGCUUAAGGUGCGCGCCAGAAUCUGGGAAAUGGCCUUUGACAGCAGGGUUCUGGGUCCUGGUUUACUCAGGUACAAACUGGCCCAAGCCAAGUUGGCAAGCAAGGAGUCUUGGGCAGAGAACCUGAGACAGCCAUCCAUGAGCAUCAGAGGCAGAACUAUCCACUUCAACCCGGAGACCGACACCAUCAUCUUCAGCUGUACUGAUGAGUUCAUGCCCCCGGCUGACGACCCGCGACUCCAGCACCACUACUUCCACGACUACCGGCUGUAUGCUACAAGGAACAAUCCCCUUGGCCCGAACAAUCCGAAUGCUGUACUGAAACGCCCGCUGCUCCCUCAUCCUAUCGUCCCUCAUCCCAAAAUUCGGACCGCAAUGAUCCUCUCAGGAUUUGACGGCUCCCAUAACAGACUGGACUGGAAUGGGAUCGAUAAGUGGGAACCCCAUGCGACGACCCCGAGCGAUCUUGUCGAGAUGCAGGGCCGAUACCCCAUCACAGAGCUACCUGGGACGCUCUUCACCAACUUCCCGGCUCUGGAGACGCUGUGGAGGGCUGGGAGCUACCCUUGGGCCUUCUUUAUGAUGGACUCCGAGUACACUUACGGAGUCUUGCGCCCCAUGUGUGUCGAGUUCCGAUACUUCGUCCAGUCUAACCAGGUCAUGAUCCGAGAGAUGACUAGAUCCGACAAACGUGACUUCUGGUCGAUCCAGAUGAGCAGCGUCCGAGGUGGCAUCCACCAGCCUCAGACCUACCGCAUGGUGGCAUGCAUUCGCAUCGUCCGAGGAAGGGCGAUGACGCCUGCCGACACAAGAGACGGAUGGCGAGCCGUGCUGACGGCCGAAGAGGAGGAGACCCGGCGAUGGAGAAACCGGUUUCAAAGCCCCGAGCCGCAGCCGCCUCAGAGACUCAUUGCCGCCUUUCCUGACAGAAUCCUCUGGCGUCUUUUUGGCGGCGAGUUGGCACGCUACGUUCUCUGA
Colletotrichum higginsianum IMI 349063 is the source of this 1002-nucleotide messenger RNA. RefSeq lists its product as uncharacterized. The transcript has a single exon. The coding region runs from base 1 to 1002 and encodes 333 amino acids. The record is from RefSeq and is a predicted model, not a curated record. Lineage: Eukaryota; Fungi; Ascomycota; Sordariomycetes; Glomerellales; Glomerellaceae.